ACCAACAUAUGUCAAGAUGUACGUCAAAGUUUGUACGAAAAAAUGUCAAUAUGAUUUUUAAGUGUCUAAUAUUGAACCUCCUUUGGAAGUAUACAUUUUCGGAAUACACAUUCGAUAUUAAAUAUUCAGAUGUGCCCGUCGAUCACUUCACAAUACAAAACAAAACUUUCAAAUUGAGAUACCUGAUAAACGGCGAUUAUCACGUGAAGGGUGGACCCGUAUUUCUUUACACCGGCAAUGAAGGAAAUAUUUUCAUGUUUGCCCAAAACACGGGCUUCAUGUUCGAUAUUGCACCAGUUUUCAACGCCCUCGUAGUGUUUAUCGAACAUCGGUAUUACGGGGAGUCCCUGCCAUUUGGAAACCAGUCGAACACCCCGGAAAACCUAAGAUUUCUAACCAGCUCCCAAGCACUAGCGGAUUAUGUCCAUGUUAUCGAGGAGUUGAGAAAAACCUACUUUGCUACAAUUCUCACCAACGACACUCUUCCAGUUGUAUCGUUCGGCGGAUCAUACGGAGGUAUGUUGGCGGCGUGGCUGAGGAUGAAGUAUCCCACGUCAGUGAUCGGUGCGAUAGCUUCUUCAGCUCCGAUUUGGUAUUUUCGAAAUAUGAUACCGUGUGAGAAGUUUUAUGAGAUCGUCACCGGCGUAUUCGAGAAGUUUGGAACUGCACAGUGCACUAAUAUUAUCAAAGCUUCAUGGGAAAUCCUCAGGAACGUCACCAAAACAAAUUCAGGGAUGAAACAUUUAUAUGAAACUUGGAGAAUAUGCGAAACAUUCGGUAACGCUACAGAUGUGGAAAAGCUCGUAGACUGGUUGAGCGAUAUAUACGUCAACAUGGCCAUGACGAACUACCAUUAUCCAACCAACUUCAUUGUGCCACUUCCAGCGUAUCCCGUGAAAACAUUCUGCGACAAACUCGUUAGUUUGAACUCCACAGACCCAUUGAGUACUUUAGCGAAUUUAGGAAAAGCUCUGACAGUGUACACCAACUACACCGGAAGCACACUGUGCAACAGUAUCAACUCAACAUCAAAGUAUCUGGGAGAAUACACGUGGGACUACCAAGCUUGCACGGAACUUGUGAUGCCAAUAUGUUCCACGAACAAAGACAUGUUCGAAACACAACCUUGGGAUGAAAAAAAGUACUCGGAAGAGUGUUCCAAAAAAUACGGAGUCAGUAAUUCGAGGCCAGACUGGAUAGUUUCGGAAUAUGGAGGAAAAAAUUUGAAAUAUUUCUCCAACAUUGUUUUCAGCAAUGGAAUGAUGGAUCCCUGGUCAUGUGGUGGAGUGACUACUAAUAUUUCAUCCAACAUUUGGGCGGUGAAUAUAACGGACGGGGUACAUCACAGCGAUCUCAGAAGUGCCGAUCCUGCCGACACCAACUACGUAAUCGAAGCUAGAAAAUUCCAUGUAAAGUCUAUCAAAAAAUGGUUGAACAUGUUUUGAAUAAAGUCUAUACAUCAUGUGAA
This is a messenger RNA of Leptinotarsa decemlineata (Colorado potato beetle), 1468 nucleotides long. Its product is annotated as lysosomal Pro-X carboxypeptidase. NCBI's taxonomy places the organism in Eukaryota, Metazoa, Arthropoda, Insecta, Coleoptera, Chrysomelidae. Gene Ontology annotation, molecular function: dipeptidyl-peptidase activity; serine-type exopeptidase activity. The record is from RefSeq and is a predicted model, not a curated record. Gene Ontology annotation, biological process: proteolysis.